Messenger RNA from Anopheles moucheti, 10186 nucleotides. RefSeq names its product Ca(2+)/calmodulin-responsive adenylate cyclase (gene rut). Gene Ontology annotation, biological process: intracellular signal transduction; transcription initiation at RNA polymerase II promoter; cAMP biosynthetic process. Gene Ontology annotation, molecular function: adenylate cyclase activity. Bases 627 to 7256 code for a protein of 2209 amino acids. The transcript is spliced from 15 exons. NCBI's taxonomy places the organism in Eukaryota, Metazoa, Arthropoda, Insecta, Diptera, Culicidae. The record is from RefSeq and is a predicted model, not a curated record. Gene Ontology annotation, cellular component: transcription factor TFIIA complex; plasma membrane.
GGGAAAACACAGUGCGUGUGUGUGUGUGUAGCUGGAUGCCCGUGACUGUGUAAAGCGGCGACCUCAACCUCAACUUCAAUCAACUGAAACCGAAAAACCCGAAUUUACAAAACGCACGCAAAAAACAAAAAGCGAGAGAAAAACUAAGUUUAACGAAAAAAAAAAACAAAAGAAACAACCAAACAAAACCCCCCCAAUUUUCCAAGAAAGUGAGACUCCGAAACGGCGAGAACCAGCCGAGAAGCGUGUCCCAAAAAACACCGGAAGCGGGGCGCCAUACACACGCCAGGAUUGAUCUGUCUAUCAAAAUUCAGUCACAGGCGUCGUCUCGGUGGCGGAUGUCCUCUCAAUCAACAGCAUCUGUCAGACGUUAGCGGGUGGACGGGGGGGGUAUGGUGGUUGAGGCAGUGGUGGCCAAACCGCAGAAAGCCUCCCAUUCGCACGGGCGAUUUGGGAUUAUCCUAGCAUUAGAUUAAGAAGAUAUAACGCUCAAUCUCCAACCUUGUGGACGACUCCUGAAAGCCAGUCGUCAUUAAACGCAACACAGCUAAUUGAUAUAGUACGCACGGCAGUGUACAACACCCAGGCACCGAUAUUGGACGCAGCAGGAAAUUAAUCCUUCCAGGAUGGAUCAUGCGGUGCAUGCGGCCCGCGGCCGGCCGUGGAACAAGCUGCGCUUCGAAAACAACGAACUGGAAAGUCUGUACCAGCGCUACACGCUCAAACUGCAGCGCUUCUCCGUCACCGGUGUGGUGGCGCUGGUGGUCAUACUUUGCGGCGUUAUGGGUGGACUUAGUUUAGGCUACAAUCAAGCACCGACACUGCACAAUGUAUUCAACACCUUCAUGUGUUUACUGUUUACGGUGGUGCUGGGACUGUUGCAGUUUCGGCUGAUUCGCGAUUCACACCUGCCGUACCUGUGCUAUGGCAUCCUGUUCUUUACUGCCGCCUUCUGCUUCAUCUCGAUGCCGACGGUUGGCAUCGUGUUCCCGGUGGACACGCGCGAGGUAAUGGCGGAAGGCGUCUGGCAGAUUGUGUUUGUGAUCUUUCUUUCGUACGCGAUGAUGCCACUGCAAAUAUGGGAGGCCGCACUGUUCGGUCUGAUACUGCCUUCGAUACACAUCGGUCUUACCGGGUAUAACAUCUAUACGGGCAACUUCCAGUAUCUCGCUUACCAGCAGUUGGCGGCCAAUAUGAUAAUCUUCAUGGGAGUAAAUGUGGCCGGCUUCGUGGUGAACGUAAUGAUGGAACGGGCCCAGCGCCGUGCCUUCCUGGACACGCGCAACUGUAUCGCGGCCCGGCUGGAGAUGGAGGAUGAGAACGAGAAGCUGGAACGGUUGCUGCUCUCCGUACUGCCGCAGCAUGUCGCGAUGGAGAUGAAGAACGACAUCCUGUCGCCGGUCGAGGGCCAAUUUCACAAAAUCUACAUCCAGAAGCACGAGAACGUUAGCAUCCUGUUUGCGGACAUUGUCGGCUUUACCGUGCUGGCGUCGCAGUGCAGCGCGCAGGAGCUGGUGCGCCUGCUGAACGAGCUGUUCGGACGGUUCGAUCAGCUCGCGCAUGAUAACCAUUGUCUGCGCAUAAAGAUCCUUGGCGAUUGUUAUUACUGUGUGUCGGGGAUACCGGAUCCGCGGGCCGACCAUGCACGGUGCGCGGUGGAGAUGGGGCUGGAUAUGAUCGAUGCGAUCGCAUCGGUGGUGGAGCAGACGGACGUGAUACUGAACAUGCGCGUCGGCAUCCAUUCCGGCCGGGUGCUUUGCGGGGUGCUUGGGCUGAGGAAGUGGCAGUUCGACGUGUGGUCGAACGAUGUAACGCUCGCGAACCAUAUGGAGAGUGGUGGCGAACCUGGUCGGGUGCAUGUAACGCGCGCCACGCUGGAUGCGCUCGGUGGGGAGUACGAGGUGGAAGCCGGCCACGGUGAUACGCGUGAUUCGUACCUGCGGGACAAUGAGAUCGAUACGUACUUUAUCGUUCCACCGGCCCAUCGACGGAAGCCACUGAUGCUCAACACGCUCGGCGUUCGUUCCGCACUCGGGGCCGCCAACCGGCGCAAACUUUCCUUCCGCAACGUUUCCAACGUGGUGGUGCAGCUGCUGCACACGAUCAAAUACUCGGUCCCGGUACCGUUUUCCCACAUGGCCACGGGAGGCGCCGGUUCACCGUAUCCGAGCACUAGCGGCGGUGCUGGUAGUAGUGGCGGUGGUCCAGGAUGUAGUGGAGCGGGUGGUUCUAGCGGUACCGGCGGUGGUCUCUUUCUGGACAAGAAUGCACGCAAGGAUCCGGUACUCCACUUGCAGCGCAUCCUGCACGCUAGCCCGUAUCCUGCCGUCGCCAGGGCGGGUUUCGCUGGCGUUGGUAGUGGCGCCGGCGUCGGAUGUAAUACCGGCACCGUCGAUUCCAGGGUUUCGCUCUACGAGUCGGAGUUGAGUGCAACAAACAACAAGGUGACGGACAAGUUUAAGCGACCGUUCAAAAAGCGCCAUUCGAGCGUUUACCAUCAGCCGACGAACCGCGUCAACAAGUUCCUGUCGCAGGCGAUCGAGGCACGCAGCGUCGACCGGGAAAAGUCGGUGCACGUGAAGCGCAUUUCGCUGCAGUUUCGCGAGAAGGAAAAGGAACGCCAGUACCAUCAGGACUUUGAUCUUGGCUUCACAACAGCGAUGGGUUGCAGCCUGCUACUGCUUAUACUCAGUGCCGGAUUGCAGAUAUCGGCACUACCGCGCACGCUUAUUCUGCUACUAUUGUUCCUAACGGCGUUCGUGUGGAUCAGCGCCAUCCUGAUGCUGCUGCUCGCGGUGCGACUAAAGUGGAUCUUUUGGGACUUAUCGCAAAGCUUCUCACUGCGGCUGGCCAUCACCAUUUUCACCAUCGUGCUGCUUUACUCCGUCGGUCAGGUGAAUGUGUUCACCUGCCUGUCAGAUCAUCCGUGCACGACAAACUUCACCACCAAAAGCGUCCCCAGCAUGGAAUCGCUUGGACCGGCGGGCUCGAGCGAUAUUCUCAUGAGCGCGGGAGAGUUGCACCGUAACGAACCGAACCUCUGGACCGGACAGCAUCAGCCGCUUAAUAACUACAGCCAUAGGAAGUGUGCCCUUCCACAGUAUAUUGCCUUAUCGGCUGCUUAUUCGUUCCUUUCCGUUUCGGUCUUUUUGCGACUGCCGAUACUGAUCAAAACGGUCCUGGUAACGCUGAUGGGACUGGUGUACUGUCUGUUCAUCGAGUUGUCGCAUGCGAACAUCUUCGACUGUUACGAUCAGCGCGUUGAAUCGGCGAUUCCGCUGCACACGAUCUCGGUGGCACGCAUUCUGAUCUUCAUGAUCGCCAUCCUGGCCCAUGGGCGGCAGGUCGAGUGGACGGCACGGUUAGAUUUCCUCUGGCAGUUGCAGGCGUCGCAGGAAAAGAAGGAAAUGUCCGUACUGCAGCAAUCGAACCGGCGCAUACUGUACAAUCUGCUACCGUCGCACGUAGCCGCCCACUUCCUCGACAAUCAGUUCGCCCGCAGCAACAUGGCGACCAUGCGACAGGAUUUGUAUCACCAGAGCUACAGCAAGGUGGGUGUCAUCUUCUGCAGCGUACCGAACUUCCACGAGUUCUACACCGAGCUGGACGGUUCCAACCAGGGCGUGGAGUGUUUGCGACUGCUGAACGAAAUCAUUGCCGACUUCGACGAGCUGCUGUGCGAGGAACGGUUCCAUGCGAUCGAUAAGAUUAAAACGGUCGGCAGCACGUAUAUGGCGGCCGUUGGGUUGAUCCCGGAGCAUAAGAUGCUGCCAACGGAGCCGGGUUCGAUGCGACGCCUCAUGACGGCGCUGAUCGACUUCGUGAAAGCGAUGCGGGUUACGCUCAAGAACAUUAACGAGAAUUCGUACAACAACUUUAUGCUGCGGGUUGGCGUUAAUGUGGGCCCGGUUGUGGCGGGCGUUAUCGGUGCCCGGAAGCCACAGUAUGAUAUCUGGGGUAAUACGGUGAACGUGGCGUCUCGCAUGGAUUCGACCGGCAUUCCGGGUUACACGCAGGUCACGCAAGAGGUCGUCGAUAGUCUGCAGGGUUCACACUUUGAAUUUCGCUGCCGUGGACAGAUCAAGGUGAAGGGUAAGGGCGAUAUGGUGACGUACUUCCUGUGCGAACAGAACGAGCAGCAUUUAUUCGCUGCCGGACUGGGUACGAAUGGUAUUGCGAGUGGUGCUGCUAGUAUCGUACAGCAAUCGGUUGAUGCGGUCGGCUCGACGGCCGUGCUAGCAAUGGUCGGAGCCACGGGCAAUGGUACGGGAGACACUGGUGGAAGCAUCGGUGGUGCCGGCAAUGCGUCACUCGGUCGUGACCGAGCUGGAGCAGUCGCGCUGCAUCAACAGUAUAUGAUGGGUCCGAACGGGAAUAUGCCCGGGCUAGUGCAGCAACAACAGCAGCAACAGCAGGGUUCAAACUAUCAGAUGAAGCAACGUUUGGAGUUGGAAACGGCAACCGGCAAGAAUGGGCGUUGGCAACACGAUGGAAGCUACAGCAGCAAGAAGGAAAGUUACAACUUCCUCGAAAGUCCCAACCUGCUUCACCAGCAACAACAACAGCAACAACAGCAGCAGCAACAGCAGCAGCAGCAGCAACAGCAACAGCAGCAACAACAAAUGGCUCAAAAUCAACAGCUGCAGAUGAAACACCUGCAUAAUCAGGGGCAUGUGUCGAAGAAUGCGAUGCAAUCGUUCCACUACCCACAAGCGUAUUCAAACCCUGCUCAACCACCACCGCAACACCAGCAUCAAGCGAAGGGUGUUUACAAGCAGCACAACAACAUCAACAACAAUCACAUCAUGAGCAGCGGUUUUCUUGGUAUGGAAAACUACGGCAAGCGUAACUACGACUAUCAUCAUCACGUACAGCCACAGCACAAGCAGCAGCAAGAUCAGGCAGUGACCGGUGGGCAUGGUGUACAGCUGCCCACGGCAAGCUACAACAUACGCGAGAACUUCAACAUAAUCGAGAACCCGAACGUAACCGACCUGGAUGAGAACAACUUUAACCACCAUCAGCAACUUCUAGGGCGGGAUCAUCUGAAUAACGGACACAAGAUAAGGAAUCAUCACCAUCACCACCAUCACCAUGGUGGUCAGCAGCAGGAACACCACGGUCCGGUGGCCAGUCACAAUCCGAACAAUCGUGGUGUAUAUGCGACCGCGUCCGAGAAUGAACCACUGCUCGGUUCGGCUUCCGGUGCGGGCGGUAUCAUUGGCAAUGCGGUCAUCAAACCUAUCCAGCAGAUCCAACAGCAACAGCAGCAUCAGCAACAGAUACCCAUGUACGAACCGCCACGAUAUGCCACCACCUCAUCCGUGUUUCCGCAUGCGAUCUCUGGCGCACAAGGAUACACUUACGGUAUGUCGCAGCCCGGUAUGGUGCGUCAUCAGCAGAGCCAGCAACAGCAGCAACCGCAUCAUCAUCACAGCAAGCAGCAGCCCUAUAAUCAUCAACCGAUGCAGCAGCAACAGCAGCAGUACGGCCACCACAACCACCAUCAUCACAACCAUCAUCACCAGCAGCAGCAGCAGCAGCAGCAGCGGCAACAAUCAGCCGCUGCGCUGAAGCAGUACAUUAAACCACUACCGAAGUUACCGACGGAGUUCGACGAAUGCCGUGAGUUAUCCUCGACGGAUGAUCUCAGUUCACGGCCACACUCACCGUCGGUGAGUUCGUCCGACGAAAGUUACUCGAAGACGACGGAGGGUGAAGACUUCGACGGUGAGCCACACUCACCGUUGCCGGUCCCGUCCGUCUUCAAUCCCGGUGCGAACGUCGGUAACCCGCUCCAGUAUCUGUACCCCUGUGACAUUCAGGUCGAUCCGACCUCACCACCGAAAAUGAGCCCGAUCGAUUUUGGCAACAUGCACGAUUUCGAGGUGACCAGCACGACGGCGGAAACGCAAUCAUCGUCCGCCCACAACAAGGGUGAAUCGUGCAACAGCUUCGAGUACCACGAGAAAGGUCCCGCCUAUCCAAAGUCACCCUUCGAACGCGAGCUGCAACGGCGCAUGAACGAAUCCCAGUCGCGCCCAAUGCUCGCACAGGUGUCCGUUGUUAGUGGUGGUGCUGAUGGACAGAAUGCCCCGAAUGGGGGAGAAAUGGGCCGCGAGGAGAACCAACCCACCGGUGUAAAGGGUGCUAAUGGUAACGGGUUUGAGCAACAGCAACAGCAGCAGCAAUCGAAUCUUGACGGUUCACUGGAACGAGUGAGAAAUGUAAACAAUAUUCUCAUCGCCAAGCAUCCCGGCACACUGGAAGCGAUCAAGGAGGCAACGCGCAACAAAAAUCCCUCAGAAUCGAGCCAUCUACAAACUUCCGACACGGAAUCGUGUGAGAUUAUCCAUGAUUAUCGCAAGAGCGACCUGAAGGGUCGAAUGCAACAGUCGCUUCCGUACCAGCAGCAACAGCUUAACCAAAUGCAGCAGCAACACCAUCGGCAUCGAAAGUAUCAUGCGACAAAGUCAACAAAUGAAACUUCCUCCAACAUCGAGGCGGAUGAGGAUAUGCGCAGUGUGAGUGACCACCACUACCGGCGGCGUGAGCGUGAACUGGAUCUAGCGGACGGUCAGCAGCAUGAUGAUGAGGAGGAAGACGAGGAUGAGGACGAUGUUGAUGAGGAGGAGGGCCAGGAGGAGGAUGACGAGGAUGAUGAUGAGGAGGAUGACGAGGAAGAGGAGGAUGAUGAUUAUGAUGACGAGGAGCGUCGAUUGAGGGCGAAUCGACAGCAGCGGGCUCAUGAGCGGCGGGAGCGCUGUAUGAGCAACUCGGAAGGUACGGGUUCAGCGAAUCGCAACUACAUUACCGACGAGCUGAAGUAUGGUGCACCGGUAGAGCGUGAGGGUAGUGGUGGACGGGACAACAACAGCUCCACGCAUCACAACCAUCAAUCGCUCGAUUCGAAUCCGGUCGAAAGCCAAUCCGAGUGGAGUGAUGACGAAUGCCGGGAGGAAGCCACAGGUGGAGCGGAGAGUACCGGCUACAUUACCGACGAGCCGGGGCUGGAAAACAUAUCCCUGCUAAACGAGGCCGGUCUUACGGACGCGGAAGGCGCACUGUCGGAUGUGAACUCACUGUACAACGCGCCGGAUGUGGACGAUACGUCCAUCUCGUCCCGUGCGAGCAGCCGUUUGCUCAGCCUAGACUCGCUCAGCGGGUUGUACGAUUGUGAUCUCGACUCCCGGCACGAGAUGGCGAUCGUGAGCGCGUCGCACAAAAUCACCAACAAGUUUGGGCCGAUCGGAUGAGAGCAGCAGGCACCGGAGCGUGGACCACCGUCACGGCACGGUUCACGCCCUCCACCGCCGCCAGCAUCUCCGGCACCGGUACCUUCAUCCUCAUCACCACCACCGUCUUUUUCGCCGUCGGUUGAAACCCUGUCGGCACCGAAAUCGCCACUAAAUCCGACGUAGAAAGGAACAUUACACACACACUCUCUCCUCUGAAGGAGAGAUUCACAUUUUUUUUUUGAGUCAUUUCAGACAUUUUGGGUCUUUGUUUUGAUACGUUUGCAAACACACGUGGGAAGAGAAAACGGGGUAAUUUACUGUGUAUCGCUUUAAUUAAGGUACAAGGACUAUUUUGAACUUGGAAUUGAACUAGCAGGUAUUGAUCGUCGGGGAGUAUGUGGUAUUAGCGAUUACAGUUGCGGGGGAGUGUUACAAAAACUUUACUCUUGUGUGCUCUCCGUCAUCAUCCGUACCAUGUCUCUGACUCUCUAGCAGUGCUCUUCUUCCUUUACCACUUUCCCUAACUGUAACACUUGCCUUAGAGUGCUGACUAUUUUACUGGUCCAGGCUCGAGACGAUAGAAACCUUAUCCGUGCUCCCAGAGGAAAAACGAAAAACAAAGAAAAUAGCAGCUUUUGUGCCAUAGAACGUUGCGCGCAUCACAUUCCAUCGGCCAUUUUGAUACAGACGGACACACAAAUUGAAUCUCCUCGAAAGGCAAACUACUAGCCUUAAAAUUGUGGCCUACUUAUCGCGUGUGUUGAAAGGUCCACGUAUUUCUUCACUAACCCCUCCCAAAAUAUGUUUAAUUUUCCUUGGUAUAUGCACAAAAUGUCGUCCCACAGCAUCAAUCGUGUAUUUCGGUGUUUGGUGUUCCCUGAUACGCCAUUAAAAAAGGAAAACAAUCUCUCAAGUUGCGAUAUGAAAUCGUAUACUAAUAUUGAAUUAUAGUAGCUAUAGUGUGGAGCGAGAGAGAAAGAGAUAGGGGGAGAAAGGGAAAGUGAGCAGCAACGGAAUGUUCUGAUGAUGGCGGACAGUAAGAUGGCUGCAAAGCGGCAGAAUGUAAUCUCAAUUAAUGCUAAUCUCACUCUCCCUUCCAACUACAAACCCAUAAGCAAAGGUGAUCCCUCACACACACACACACGGACCUAAGAUGUAUCAGUGUGAUAUGUGAGUUUAAGCAAACGGGGUGGUGUAAGGUACAAGGGUAGUGUUUAGAGCAUAAGUAUUAGCAUGUAUAUCUGUACAAACUAAGCCGGUUAGCGCGUAAUGUACACACACCGUGAUGUUUCUUUUUUUCCUCUUUUUUGUCGUUUUCCUUGUUUGCGUUUUUUGAAACUUAAAACGCAAAACUUUUUCAAUCUUCUAAAGACCAUAUGUACAUUUCUAUCUUAUUUUUUGUUGUUUUGUUUGGCCUCGCUCUUUGGUAUUCUUCAUUCAUAUGGUGUAUAUUGAUAAGGUUCAUUAAAAACCCUCCCACCCAACCCUAACAGACACUCCCGCAACCUAAGGGGUGGUUUGUUUGUAAAUUAAAUCUCCAUUCGCAGAAUGUUGCUAAUAGAAACUAUGUUGGUGCGAGCUCAGUAAGACUAAACAAAAACAAACAAAGCAGUGUAGUUUACUAUACAUAGAUAUUUAUAUGUAGCCUGGAAGCGGUAAAGCGAAAGGCACCCAGGACACACAGGACACACAAACAAACUCUCAGAUAUGCUUUUUGGACUAUUAGAAUCAAAUAGAAUUAACAAAAAUACACACACAACAAACACAAGCGUCGCUUAGAAGCAGACUGAUCGCCUUUUUCUGAUUCGGUUUCAUUGAACCAGUAUCUGUCAGCUUUAAUGUUUUUUUUACGUUUUCCUAACCUCAGCACGCCUUCUUCGCUCAAAUGCGUGUGCUCGGGGUGGUGUAACACCCUCACACACCCUCACGCGAGAAAGGUUCACGAACCAAAACAAAACUAUUGACAAAGGGCUGCAGCGUUUUUGGUUGCUGUAGAAAUCGAAACCAAAACGAAAUAUGGACACAGAUAAAAGCUCGUUUUUUUGUAACUAUUAUUUAUACUUCACUGGAUACGAAUAAAAAUUGUCAAUAUCAUUGCCAUAAGCGCUAUGUGUCCGUUAGCAGUUGCGGUUGUUGCAAAGAGAAACAGCUUUGAGCGGGUGCGUGGUCGAUUUUCCGCGGGGACCAUUUUCCACGAUGUUGCCUACAAUAAACAUUUGCACGCGAUAUUGCACACCAGCUUGUGUGCAAUUGCAAUUCAUUAUUGUGUACAACAUUUGGCGCUGGAAAAGGAAAGAGCGAGAGAGAGUGAGAUAGAGAGGGAGAGGAAUAGAAAAAAAAAACAGAAAAGGGCUUUUGCAGCUAAAUAAAGAAUUAAGUGCGUCUGCUUGCCGUAAGCGAGAAUGAAUCAACAAACUAUCCAUCUGUCCCGUUUCGUGUAAAGCCAGCAGUAUAAUCUAUUGCGUUCGGCUCUUGCUACACUGCACACAAACACUGUUCUAUGUAAACAAAAGUUGCAGCUCCCUAGAGGGUGUAAGGUGGCAAUGGUAAUUUUGUUUAUUUAUAGAGCUCGACAUUCACUUUAUUAAGUCAAUGUUUUACAACCAUUUUUAUCAGUGCACAUUCAAGUAUUUAUUAACACUUCAAUUUUUAAUUCAUUUUAUAUAUUACAAAAAAAUGAAUAACACAAACAAGCUGAAGAAUUAACAUUCGUAUUUUAAUUUAAAAUAUAAGCUUAAAUUAUCGAAAAACUUUUGAUAAAAAUUAUAAACUAAAGGAGUUGAGAGCAAAAGUAUGUCUGUGUAAGAUUUAGGCAGCCAGACCUUAGUUAUAUCGUUUUUUUUUAUUUUUUAAAUUGAAUAGUGGUGUAGGUUUACAAAAUGAACUUAAAGUUUGUGGAUUCUGUACGUUAAACAACAAUGAAAUAAAUGGCUACUAAAUAACAAGUA